CCUCCAUUUGUGCCCAAAAAAUUCCUAACCCGAAUUUCAUUUCCAUACACCCGAAACGUAGUCUGAUGAAAAAAAAAUUUCUGUCUCUGGCUCGCUCUCUAUCUCUCGUCGCGCCUGACUCCUAGAGUAUAUGAAGAUGCCAAAGCACGCAGAAGCAAGCUCUGUCUUUGUACUGGUGACUCAUUUUGAGGGCACCUGCUUUGGCUCAUUAUUUGAAGUGAAAUUAGAUGGACAAGGUAAAGAAGGUUCAGCAACUCAUGAAACCCAACCAGUACUUGAAACCGUAUCACGAUUCACUACAAAGGAUUUGGGUCGCGGAAUGUGGAAAUUUUGUACCUUGGGUGCCAAGUUAUAUAUUUUGCCAGAUGGUGGUCCUGAUUUGUUUGACAUGGAAGUGUGUUUCCCCAAAUGCAGUGGACAUAUUUUCGACAUCAAGACUAGGAAAGUGGUGUCAUCAUUGAAACCCCCAGCUCCCAAAUGGUUUGGAACUCAUGUGUCUGCAUAUGGGAAAAUUUACUCUCUUUCAGAUCCAUAUUGCUCAUGUGAUGUACCAGAGCCGUCUUUUGAGCAGUAUGACCCUAGCACUCAGUCUUGGCAGAAGCUGUGCUCUUUUCCAUAUUCUGAGGAAUAUGGUAAUACAGAGAUACAGGGUUAUGCUGUUUGUGGUGAAAUCUUAUUGUUUAGUAUAUGCGGCUGUAAGGAAAACUAUGAUGCACUGUGGGCUUAUGAUGUUAUUAAAAAUAAGUGGUGUCCAGUCCAAGUUGAGAAUCUAGGCUGCUAUUUCCGAAGAAGGGCCGUGGUUGUGGACAAGACUAUCUAUGCCUUAUCCAUAUUGCACAUGGUUGCUGUGGCAUUCUCUAUUACGAGCAACCAAAAUGAGGAAGGGCAUAUUAGCUAUUCAAUAGGCUCAUUGUUACAGUUGGAUUUUCCACAGGAUAUAGACUGGAGAAGUGAUCAGCAUUUGGUUCAUUUGGGUAACCUGGUCUUUUAUCUUGUCCAGAGUGACGAAGUUGAUGUUCGCCAACCUCUUUCGAUCACCAAAUUUAAGAUUGUGGGAGGAAGCAAAAUCAAUAUCAUAAGUUCAAUGCUUUUUGAGGUGGAUCUCGGGGAUUCUGGGCCAUUCCGUGUUCAAUUAUGCGUCACACCAGAGUGGGAGGAUGUCACGCUCAUAGAAGAAGAGAUUGCUACCUCCGUCAACCUGGCAAAACAAGUUUCCGAGCUGCAACAAGUAAUUCCAGUUCCUUACCAAGCUGGAAUCACCCCUCUGCCUGCACAUGAAGCAUGUUCCUCAUCUCAGCCACCUGAGCCUUCAGAAGUGGCAGAACAGUUUCAGCAUGUUUCCAUCCAGCAAGAGGAAGCACCUAGUCAGUCCAUUCAACAAGUGUCAGUCUCUAGCAAGUCUAUGAUGUUCGCUCUUCGCCCUGGUAAGGGUACGACUGGCAAAAGGUUUCUAGUCAAGGCAAACCAUUUCUUUGCUGAAUUAACAGACAAGGAUCUGCACCAAUAUGAUGUUACUAUUACACCAGCUGCAGGAGUCACAUCACGCAGUGUAAACCGUGCUGUGAUGUUUCAGCUAGUGAAACUCUACAGGGACUCCCAUCUUUCAAAGCGGCUUCCUGCUUAUGAUGGGCAGAAGAGCCUGUAUACUACUGGGCCUCUUCCUUUCCAGUCAGAGGAGUUUAAAAUCACUCUUCUGGAUGAUGAUGGUGAGGGACAGGGACUCCCAUCUUUCAAACCGGAGAGGGAGUUCGGAGUUGUGAUCAAAUUCGCUGCACGUGUUGACCUGCACGAUUUAGUUCUCUUUUUGCAAGGGAGGAAAGCUGAUGCACCCGAGAAGGCCCUUCAGGUUCUGAACAUUGUUAUGAGAGAGUUGCCUACUUCUAGGUACUGUCGUGUGGGUCAGUCAUUUUAUGACCCUGGCUUGGGGAGAAAACUGCCACUUGGUAACGGUUUAGAAAGCUGGCAUGGUUUUCACCAGAGUAUUCGUCCAACUCAAAUGGGGCUAUCUUUAAACAUUAAUAUGUCAUCGACAGUUUUUAUUGAGCCAUUGCCAGUUAUAGAGUUUGUAAUCAAGCUACUGGAUUGCAAUAUUCAAGCUAAGCAACUUUCUGAUUCUGAUCGUGUAAAGAUUAAAAAGGCUCUACGUGGAGUGAAGGUUGAAGUUACACACCGCAGAAACAUGCGCAGAAAAUACCGUAUUUCUGGUUUAACGGCCCAGGAAACAAGAGAAUUGACUUUUCCUGUUGAUGAAAAAGGCACAAUGAAAUCUGUUGUUGAAUACUUUCUUGAAACCUACGGUUUUGCCAUUCAAUAUCCAUAUUUGCCUUGUCUUCAAGUUGGAAAUCACAAACGACGACCGGACUAUUUACCCAUGGAGGUCUGUAAAAUUGUUAAGGGACAAAGGUGCUCAAGGAUAUUGAAUGAGAGACAGAAAAUUGCAUUGCUCAAGGUGAGUGCUCCGCGCCCUUUUAAAAAGGAACGUGAUAUUACACAGAUAGUACGUCAUAAUGCCUACAAUCAAGAUCCUUAUGCAAAGGAGUUCGGAAUUAAAAUUAGUCAGAAUAUGGCUCAGGUUGAAGCUCGUAUUCUUCCUGCACCACAGCUUAAAUACCAUAAUGCUGGAAAGCAUAAGAAUUGGGUGCCCAGACUUGGACAGUGGAGCAUGAUGAAUAAGAAAAUGGUAAAUGGAGGAAACGUAAGCAAUUGGAUCUGCAUAAAUUUUUCCCAUAAUGUACAAGAGAGUGUGGCAAAAAGAUUUUGUUUUGAACUUGCUCAGAUGUGUCGCAUUUCUGGCAUGGCGUUCAAUGCAGAACCUAUGCUUCCACCAGUCAGUGCUCGACCAAAUCAGGUGGAGAAGGUCUUAAAAACUCAGUAUCAUGAUGUGAUGACUAAGAUUCCGGGCAAGAAGCUUGACUUACUUGUUGUCAUCUUGCCAAAUAAUAAUGGCUCUCUUUAUGGUAAUUUAAAAAGGAUUUGUGAGACAGAGCUUGGCCUGGUAUCCCAGUGCUGUUUAACUCAACAUGUGUUUAAAAUGGAUAAACAGUAUUUAGCAAACAUUGUCUUGAAGAUAAAUGUGAAGGUUGGGGGACGGAACACAGUACUUGUUGAUGCAAUCUCCAGACGUAUUCCCUUGGUUAGCAACCGUCCUACAAUAAUUUUUGGUGCUGGUAUGACGCAUCCUCAUCCAGGGGAGAAUUCAAGCCCAUCAAUUGCAGCUGUUGUGGCUUCUCAAGACUGGCCUGAAAUUACCAAGUAUGCUGGUUUGGUUUGUGCUCAAGCCCAUCGUCAGGAGCUCAUCCAAGAUUUGUUUAAACAGUGGCAGGAUCCAGUAGAAGGGACAAUGUCUGGUGGAAUGAUAAAGGAACUGCUUAUUUCAUUUUAUGGAGCGACAGGGCAGAAGCCUCAACGCAUCAUUUUCUACAGGAAAAGUGUCAGCGAGGGGCAGUUCUACCAAGUUCUACUGUACGAAUUUGAUGCAAUUCGUAAGGCAUGCGCUUCACUGGAGCCAAAUUAUCAGCCUCCUGUGACUUUUGUUGUUGUUCAAAAGAGUCAUCGUACAAGAUUGUUUGCCAACAACCAUGGUGAUAGCCGUGCAGUUGACCGGAGUGGGAACAUAUUACCUGGUACGGUUGUGGACUCCAAAAUCUGUCACCCAACUGAGUUUGACUUCUACCUCUGUAGCCAUGCAGGAAUUCAGGGUACAAGCCGCCCAGCUCAUUACCAUGUGUUGUGGGAUGAAAAUAAGUUCACAGCAGACGCACUGCAGUCCCUUACCAAUAAUCUUUGCUAUACACAUGCAAGGUGUACACGCUCCGUUUCAAUUGUGCCUCCUGCUUAUUAUGCUCAUCUCGCCGCAAUCCGAGCUCGGUUCUAUCUGGAGCCCGUGACUUCAGACAGUGGUUCAAUGUCAAGUGGUAUGGGUGUUUCUGGUGGAGGACGGAACUCUCGAGCACCGGGUCCAAAAGCUGCUGUGAAGGUGUUGCCUGCGUUGAAGGAGAAUGUGAAAAAGGUCAUGUUCUACUGCUAGGGGAUGUCUUAACUCUCAACUGAUCGAGUAGAAUCUAGGCAGAUGGAAUGCACUGUUGCUGCACCAGUCUGGGUAAUCUAGUUUAGUUAAUAUAGUCCUUACAGUUAGUGACUUAGUUAUUUAGGCAUGGGAUGGUCAAACCUGAACAUUACCACCGAGCUGGCAGUAUGAAAAUGGUAGUGGAAAGAAGCAAGCUGUGUAUUUGUAAUGGUGACUUAUUUUGGGGCACCUACUAUGGUGCUUUAUUUAAAGUAAAAUUGGAUGGACAAGGCAAAGGUGGAGCAAUAUAUUCAUGAAACCCUACCAUUAGUUGAACCUGUAUCAUGAUUGAUUAAGAGUUUAAGAGCCUGGGAAUGUGGAAAUUUUGUUCCUUAGCUACCAAAUU
Molecule: messenger RNA, 4412 nt
Organism: Rosa rugosa (rugosa rose)
Lineage: Eukaryota; Viridiplantae; Streptophyta; Magnoliopsida; Rosales; Rosaceae
Product: protein argonaute 1-like
Exons: 23
Coding region: 131-4027 (1298 amino acids)
Biological process (GO): regulatory ncRNA-mediated post-transcriptional gene silencing
Cellular component (GO): cytoplasm
Molecular function (GO): protein binding; RNA binding
Source: RefSeq, a predicted model, not a curated record